AGUUGUGAAUGAUGUUUAAUUCAAUGAACUAGGACUGGUCUAAAAAUAAAAUGUAUCUAUUCGCGGAGGUGGAACUGGGCCAUCCCACCCCAUCGCCGCCUGGCCGCACUGGGUGCAACUGAAACCAAGUCGCGCGUCUGUCUCUACAUAAACAUACUUUAAGCAUCGCCAAAGAUGCCACCGAGCGAGAGGCUGAACCAGUUGAAUGAGGUGAUACACGGUCUCUAUGAAGUUUUCUUCGGCUCGCAAACUCUCUCUGAGUCUCAAUGCUUUCAGAAAUUGUCGACUGUCUCUGAUCAGUUGCUAUGGCUUCUCGAGUACAAAGAAGCCAAUGUUACAAAACUUGAAUUAAAAGGCACAUACAACAAGUAUUUUCUGGACGAAUUGUCGCUCAAUAUGUAUCACAUCCAUAAAUAUGAGCCCGACUCCAUCAUUUUUUCCCAGUCUACGAUCUUUGAUACGAUACGAAACACACAUCUCCAUCCACUUGAAGAAUCUCACCUUAGCUCAAUGAUAGAUCAGUUGAAUGUCAUCAAAGACCAAUACCUGUCACUUGAGGGGUAUUCCAAAAUAGUACAAGGAUUGGAAAAGUUAGUCCACUUUUACUCCCAGCUUGUGUCCGAAUCGGAGGUUCAACUCGUAAGGUUUUUGAAUAAGAAUUUCAACAACGAGCUAAGACAGCUCUCAAACCUCCAACUUCAAUUGGAAGAGUUGGAUAUAUACUUGGAAGAGAGCUCCACCAGGGAAAUUUCCUCUUACAUCGAGUCCUUGCCAAUUCAUACAACCAGGCCUGAAUCGCCAUCAACUUCUCUAGACAAUCAUUCAAUGUACCAGGGUUUCCAAAAUAAGCUGGGCUUUGAAAGCAGUGACACCAACUUUAAGAAUUUGGUAUACUUAUUUUUGCAAAUAUCGAGCUUCAAGUUCAAGUCCAGUCCACUGGACCAUGACUUUUCGAGUAAUAUCAAGUUGAUGUUGGCGAUAUAUCGUCGAAACUGUCACAUAAAUUGGAUGGAAAUCGCCGACUACCAAACGCUUGAAUGGAAGUUAAACACUUUUCAUGACUUCUUGUUCGGUAUGAUCCAGGAGGAUCUCGAUGAAAGACAUGUCUUGAAGGCAGUGUGUGAACGGAUCUUUGCCACACAGACGUUUUUUCCCGAGCUUGCAACUGAUGAACUACCGAAUUCUUCAGCCAUUGAUGACUCCCACCCCAGCUUUUCCAGAUCAAGUAUCAUUCUACCAAGAGAGGAUGAAGAGGAAUUAUUGGCUAAUGUUGAACGGUUGUUACCGCAAUUAAACGAGUUCAACUUUAAUUUCGAUCCGUCGUUUCCCAAGUCCUUGAAACUAUUUAUUAGUUUGCUCGACCCAAAUCAGGAGUUGACCACAGACAGUGAUUUACAGUAUCUUAACGAUUUGAUAAAGACCAUCAAUGCCAUUGUUGAUUAUGAAAACGAUGAAGCUGUAAAUAAUGGUGGUGACAUUUACAAUGCUUCUCUUCAAUUCUAUAAUCUACAUAUGUCAUUAUCCAUUGACAAUGUUAAUAAGAGUCCAAGCCUGACAUUAUUGAUGAAAUACUGUAUGUGUCAAGUUAAACACGAUACUUGCACAAUUACCAACACUCUCCAAAAAUGGAAUCUCAAAACAUUGAACAUAAGUCAAUUAAACUACACAUUGGACCAUGAUUGGGGGUAUUAUCAGUCGAGCAAAGUCGUUCGUUCAGUAUUUGAGGCCUGGCUUGGCUCCUUUGACAGACACAAAAGAAUGAGCUUGGCAGCUUCAGAGUAUCAUAGCAAAUCAAUCCAGGUGAAAAUUUUGUUCUCAAAGUGGAUACCCAAGCUGGUUAGCAUCAAGAGCUUGAUAGAAAGGGAACUGGACCAUUGUAGAACUAAGGCAUUCAAAAAAUGGAAAGAUAGAUACACUAAAACUCAGGAGCAGGUCUCCAGGGCUUGUGAAGUACGCAGGUCAAAGGUCACACAAACUGUUUUUGAACAUUGGAAGACCAGAAACGAAACAUUAAUGACGAUGACUUUUAAAUCCCAAUCCUUAAGGGAAACUCAUGAAACAAAACUCGACGCAUUGGUUUUAAGUUAUAUUUUUAAUAAUUGGUUCGUUAAGAUGAAUCGAUCAUCAAGCAAUCAAGGUUCUGGAUUGGGAUUACAGGAUCUUACUGACAAGCUCAAACUUCUAAGUGUAAGAGAAAAAGAUUUCUUGUUGAGACGAUUCUACCACAUUUGGAAGAACAAGCACGACAUGGAAGCUAGAGAAAGGGAAGUAAUUUCCAACAACUCGAAGUUCUUAAGUCGCUAUUUUUUUUCGAAGUGGGAACACCUUUAUAAGCUUCGGUUCAUCUCCAAUGAUUUUCAAAAUCAAAGGAACUCUAAAUUCAAAACCAAUGCAUUCUCUCAUUGGAAGGGAAGCACUGAGAUAAACUCCACUGCUUCCGCUUUUCACAGAAAGAAAUUGCUCCGUAGGAUUUGGAAUACAUGGAAAUUGAAAACCUUGGCGAGAAGAUUUCCCAGAAACAAGCUUGAAGUGGCUAAACAGAGGAGUAGCCCAGUUUCAAACAAUGAAUUUAUCUACACUCAGUUGCAGAUUACCUUCAAAAAGUGGUAUUUGGUUUUCAAAUGCAAUCAGUUGAGAAGCAAUAAUGAACUUACCCUUAAGUCUUUGGCAUUUACGCAAUGGAGGGGAAAAUCCAUGAGGAACAUUGAUAUGAUCCAUGCUGCUAGAACCUUCAAGGAAAAGAGCCUCAUACACAGCUAUACAAUGGCGUGGUACAAUGUUUUGGAAUUUCAGCAACGACUCCCGUCUAUAGCUGAUACAUUUUAUGUUAAGAGUUACUGGAAGAUUUUACAAUCAAAAUCAGAGCUUUAUCUGGUCACCCUCAAGAAUUUAAAAGAUGUACAUAUUGAUAAGUAUGCUCUUCGAGCCAAGUACUCCAUUGAAAGUCAGAUCCUUGUACAUUCAGUGUUGAAGUUAUGGAAGGAGAAAAGGCAACAAAGGUUUGAUGAUUUGGCUGAUCUCAAGAUUACCUAUCUUCAUAGGCGAAUUACUGUUCCAAAUACUUUAAAGAAGCACCUUGUUAAAUGGAUUUCUACCUUCAAUCGUCGGCAAAUGAAAUCUUCCACCUUGGAUCAAAGAUGUCAAAUGUUCUUGAAGAGGUCUCGGAUGAAGAGAUUCUUCCUUGAUAAAUGGAUUAAAAAGGUAUCUCACGUCAUCAAUUUGUCUGAAAUUUCUGACAGCUUUGGUAGUAGGUUACUCCACAAAAAGCAUAUGGUAAUUUGGUAUGAUAAAUACCUCAAUAAGGGAAGAUACUUGGAAGAAAUAGCUCAGGAAUUAAUCGACCAAAAAGAGCUCAAAAUACAAAGGGAAGUUUUAAGUGAAUGGUCAAUGAAGUACAUCAAGUUUAUUACUAGGCAUCAACAAAGCUGUAAUCUAUUCACAAGGAGAUGGGAGACCGCUAGACUAAAGUCCAUUUUCGAUUUGUGGGUAUAUAAACUUCAGGAUGAAGGCGAUGACCCUUCUCAGGUUUCAUUUGAUAGUAGCUCUCCAACAAAAAGAGCCAAUGUGUUUCUCGAUAUGUCUACUGAUUCAAUUAUUCUUAGUGAAUCUCCAUUAGCGUUCAAAAGGAAAGCUCCCACCAAAUACUCCCCAGGUAAACAACUCCAAAGUCAGUCCAUCUAGGAUGCAAACAAGUAUAAGAAUGAAGAAGGAAAGAAUACAGGCUUUGAGGGAACAUUAUAGCAAAGUAAGAGAUACAACAAAAAUCUCGCCCACAAGAACUUCAGCAAUAAAGGCUCCCAGAAGCGUACCGGCAGCUAAAGCUUACUCAUUUUUGACGGGUAAUACUAGACUAAGUCCUCCCAAGAGACCUGAGUUUUCGUCUACCCCCAAAAAAGAGAAUCCUUUUCCUACAAAUGAAGAUCCAAGAUGGCUGGGUAAAUUUGAAACAUAUGAUUCUAAUUCAAGAGAUCUAGAAACAACAGAGAGUCCCAUCAGACCCACUGUUACUUCAGCUAUGACUGACAAAGAUAUAGAAGAGGCCAAAACCUUGCGAAGAAUCAAACCAAUCAUUAUCCCCGAGUCUUUGGAGGAUGAGCCCAAAAUAUCACCCAUUAGUAUGCUCAAACAAAGGCACAGCAUAACUAAUCCAUAUUAGUUUGUAUAUUAAGUACUAUAAAGUCACUGUUCCAACUCGUCAAUCUGCUCGUUGAUUUGCUCUUUUACUUCUUCCAUAUCAGGUUCUUCUAAUUCUUCAAUUUUUGAAUAGGUUUCAGCAAUUGGUUCUCCAGGUUCACUAUUUAUUCUCCUGUAGAUAUAAAUGUAGUCUGUCUUCAAGACUGCAGAAUCCACAAAUUCUUUAAAAGCCGAAAAGUCCAUAGUUUUGAAGGAGUCCACAAAUGUAUUUGCAAGGUGCUUAACAAGUUUCUCUUUUGUAGGAUGCUGUUGGAAGAGGGAAACCACCGGGUAUAAUGAUAUUUGAGAAAACUUCUGGACGGAAGCAGCUUUUUCCCAAACAGGAUCAUUGACUCUUACUUCUGUGACUAAGAAAUCGAUAUGUUCCCAAAUUUUAUUGAGUUCACUCGGAUCCUCUGUCUUGUCAUAAACCACUCUUUGAUUGUGGAGUUCUCCGAAUCUAGAAGCACCUGUCAUGCACGUUGGUACAUCAAGGUGGAUCAAUAUCUGCUUCGAAGAAUUUGAAUUUACAGCCAAUUGGUUGACGAGUCUCAAGGCUUCUCCUCCGGGAUAAUUGAAGCUUGAUAUGUAAGCUUUUGAACAGGAACUAAUAAAACUGACUCCAACAAAGGCAACCAUUACGAAAACAGUCACCCUUCGGGACCACGAAGUCAAAGACUUGUCGACCAAGGAGGAGAUACCGUAUCCUGCUACCAAUGUUAAAGCAGGUACAAUGUAAAUGAUGAAUCUCCAUUCCUUGUGAGGUUGAAUAGACAUGACGGCCACAAAGAGAAUGGCACUAAUGAACAAGGCCCUCAAACUAUUCCAAGAUGGACGGUGGAUAACCUGUUUGUGGUCAUCGAGGACAACCAAGCCAUCAUCAGAAGGAUCGGAAAGAAGACCCAAGGGUAACAAAAGUAAAACCACAGGGGGGCUGAAAAGCUGGGGAAUGUAUUUCUUGAAGUAUGCAGCAUAAGGCUCUACUCCCCAGUCAGCAGAUUUUCCUUCCACAACAUUGAAUACAAACGCCAGGAGCUCUGGAAUCACAUUAUAGCCCCAAAAAUGGGAGUCCACCAAAAAAGAUAAAGCUGCCCCAAAGAAAGUUCCAAAUGCCAAUAGAAUCAAGUUGGUGAAUACGUUGGACUGACCAAACACCAAACUAAACACAAUUGCAGCAAUAAACCCAAGCACUCCGAUCUCAAGUCUGAACACGAUGCCGAUGAACGCUAACCAAGUCAACCCAGCCAUGUUACCUCUAACUAUUUUGGAGAGACCAAAGUUGAAAAAUGGUAAGGCGAUGAAGUUGGGUAAUGGUCGUGAAGCAUAAAACAAAAUAUGGAACUGGGACAAAAGCAACAACAAGUAACAGGUUCCAAUGUGAGACGGUCUUUUGUUCUUUCGUGCUUGAAAAUCGAUCUUAUUUACACUGGUAGCCAAAUUAUUAAACAGAUGAACGUUUGCAACUCCAA
This is a messenger RNA of Yamadazyma tenuis ATCC 10573, 5642 nucleotides long. The record is from RefSeq and is a predicted model, not a curated record. NCBI's taxonomy places the organism in Eukaryota, Fungi, Ascomycota, Pichiomycetes, Serinales, Debaryomycetaceae.